This is a messenger RNA of Funneliformis caledonium, 477 nucleotides long. The record is from the annotation of a GenBank genome assembly. Lineage: Eukaryota; Fungi; Glomeromycota; Glomeromycetes; Glomerales; Glomeraceae.
AUGGAAUCCUUUACAGAAUUGAAAAUUUUUAGAAAAGGAAUGCUAUAUGGUAGAAUACCUGGACUUAAAAUUAAAAAAGCUAAACCAAUAACAUAUGAUGAUUAUGUUAUGCUUGAAAGUAAUGUUAAGACAUAUCGUAUGAAUGAAUUAAUGCAAUUAGGAAGAAAUUUAAAAUAUAAUAAACCUAUUGAAUUAGAAGCGAAUAUGUAUCGAAUUGGAAAAUUUAUUGGUAUCAUUUCAAAUCUUGAUAAAUUAAUUGAAAAUUACGUUGAUAUGAAUACUUUGAAAAUUAAAGAUGAUAUGAAAGUAAGAUUCGAUAAAUUAUGUUCAAUUCAUAGAGUGAAUUAUUUUCCUUGUGAAUUUCGUCUUAGGAUUGAUCCUGAAGUUGGAAAAACUAAAAAAGAAAUCGAAAAUAUUUAUUAUAAAAGUGUACUUAAGAAAUUGUAUGGUACAGGUGAUAGUACAAGUAAUGAGUAA